Molecule: messenger RNA, 2813 nt
Organism: Eriocheir sinensis (Chinese mitten crab)
Lineage: Eukaryota; Metazoa; Arthropoda; Malacostraca; Decapoda; Varunidae
Product: moesin/ezrin/radixin homolog 1-like
Exons: 10
Coding region: 350-2128 (592 amino acids)
Biological process (GO): positive regulation of early endosome to late endosome transport; regulation of cell shape; positive regulation of protein localization to early endosome
Cellular component (GO): microvillus; adherens junction; plasma membrane
Molecular function (GO): actin binding; cell adhesion molecule binding
Source: RefSeq, a predicted model, not a curated record
UUGUGUGUGUGUGUUUGUGUGUGUGUGUGUGUGUGUACGUUGGGCACACCCUCGCUCCGUUAUCAGUGCCUCUCCGCCACUGAGCUGAGUCCCCACGGCCACAGCUCCUCCCGCCCCUCACGCCGCGGCCCAGGGCAAGGUAUACACCCCCGCCGCCUAAGGGAGCUCAGUGACUCUUGACCCGGUGGGGAGGAAACAGUCCCACGUGGAAGGAAUAGUUUGUAGUGCUGCAAGUGACGACCUUCCCGGCGGCCAGCGAGCCUUUGUAGCGCCAUCACGGUAAACUGAGGCAUCACCACCACCACCACCACCUUCUUCGCCACACCGCCGCCGCCACACAGCCGCCACCAUGCCUAAAACAAUCAGCGUGCGGAUCACGUCUAUGGACGCGGAGCUGGAGUUCGCCAUCCAGUCCUCAACCACCGGCAAGCAGCUGUUCGACCAGGUGGUGCGAACUAUCGGGCUCAGGGAGAUAUGGUACUUCGGGCUGCAGUUCGUGGACGAUAAAGGCUUCACCACGUGGCUCGUCCUCAACAAAAAGGUAUUGAAACAAGUUGGGAAAAAACACGAAGACACACUGCAGUUUAAGUUCAGGGCGAAAUUCUACCCAGAGGACAUCAGUGAAAUCAUUCAGGACAUCACACUGCGAAUGUUCUACCUGCAAGUCAAGAACUCCAUCCUGAGUGACGAGGUAUACUGCCCGCCCGAGACCGCCGUGCUGCUCGCGUCCUACGCCGUGCAGGUUAAGUAUGGCGACUACGCGCCUGACUUCCACAAAGCUGGCUACCUGGCCAACGAUCGCCUCCUGCCCCAACGCGUGAUGGACCAGUUCAACAUGACGAGGGACGCCUGGGAGGAGAAGAUCACAAAGUGGCACAAGGAGCACAAGGGAAUGUUGAGAGAAGACUCCAUGCUGGAGUACAUGAAGCUGGCACAGGAUUUGAACAUGUACGGGGUCAACUACUUUGACAUCACCAACAAAAAGGGCACACAGGUCUCCCUUGGCAUAGACGCCCUGGGAAUCAACGUAUAUGACAACAAGGACAAACUAACCCCUAAGAUCGGCUUCCCUUGGUCGGAGAUCCGCAACAUCACCUUCCACAACAAAAACUUUAUCAUCAAGCCCACAGACAAGAAAUCUCCAGACAUUGUGUUUGUCGCCAACCAUGUGCGGGUGAACAAGACCAUCCUGGCACUGUGCAUGGGCAAUCACGACAUGUAUGUCCGCCGCCGCAAAGCAGACACCAUUGAGGUCCAGCAGAUGAAGAUGCAAGCUCGGGAGGAGAAGGCUGCCAAGCUACUGGCUGCAGAGAAACUUGCUCGUGAAGUAUCCUUGAGGGAAUCAGCAGAGAAACGACAGAAAGACUAUGAGGAGCGUCUGAGAAACAUGAACUUGGAGGUGCUGGAGAGACGGAAAGAGCUGGAAGAAGCCCAGAACACAAUCCGUCGCUUGGAGAAACAGUUGAGUGAACUACAGAAGGCCAAAGAUGAAUUGGAGCACAAGCAGAAAGAGCUGGAGAUGAUGAUGAUUCGUCUGCGGGAAGCAAAGGAACUGGAGGAAGAGGAAAAAGCAAAGCUGGAAGAAGAGAUUCGACUCAAACAAGAAGAGGUUGAACGCAUCCGAGAUGAAGUUAAUGAAAGGGAUGAGGAAGCCAGGAAGCUACAGGAGGAAGUGUUGGAGGCACGGCGCAAGGAGGAAGAGGCAACAGUAGCCCUCCUGAAGGCCUCCACAGCACGUAAACCAUCCUCCUCCUCCUCCUCCUCCUCCUCCUCAGAGGAAGAAACUGAACACAGGAAUGCACUAGCAAGGAAGAUUUCAGCCACCUAUGAGAAGAGUGCAUACAAUGGAGAUAUGAGUGAGAAAAGUGUAAGCUCCUCAAGAAGUGCCACUCCAGGGCCUCCUCCCAACGAGGACAUAUUCAACAGGGAAGACGCCAGCAUGAAGAGGCUGUCUCUUCUUGAGAAAGUUAAGCUGUCCCUGGAGGAAGAACGCAUCCCUGCAGAGAUGUCAACUCUGGACAGGAUCUACAAGCGCAACAUCAAUCAAGGCAACACCAAAUACAAGACCCUACGAGAAGUCCGCAAAGGCAACACUAAGAGAAGGGUUGAUCAGUUUGAGAACUGGUAAAGUUCAUCAAGGAUGAAGAGAAAGGUUACUCAAGCACCAGUGAUGCUGAGGAACAAGUCUUGGGAUAUUUUUGCACAAUCUGUGUACCUUUUCAAUGUAACAUACAAAGUUGAAAAGUUAAUGGCAUUCCCUUUUGGCAGGAAAGUGUUUUCACUGUAAUCUAAAGCAGCUCUCUGGCCUGAACCAUUACUUUUCUUAACACAUUGUGAUGGCAGUUCAUAACUGAGUAUGAUUUGGGGAGUUAUCAUUAUAUUGGGGGACUUUGCCCCAUGUAUAAACUUAGUGAAUAAAAUCCCUCAUAGUAUAUAAAUGUAAUGCAUACAUAUACUGUUGACUUAAUUUGUAAUGUACUAUAAUAAUUUCUUGCAAUAAUACUUAAUUUGAUAUCAAUUUAAUGGUUAUUAGUAGUUUUGACACUGUACAUAAGUAGUCAUAAUUUGAGUGCAGAUGAUUCAUUAUGUUCAUCCAAUGUUUCACCUUUGGAAACCCUUUUUUUUUGUCCAUUGAGCAGCAAUAAGUCUGAUUCUCUGAAUUCCUAUCAUCUAAAACAAAAUAAAUGCAUCUAAAGCCAGUUUGCUUAAUAUAAAAGAAUAAAUUCAGCGUUGUACUUUGCCCGUUUUGCAGAUUUAGUCUUUGUAAUAAUAGAAAAGAAAGUAGUGGUCUUAUAAAAAUAAUUAUACUUUGC